Messenger RNA from Photinus pyralis (common eastern firefly), 2601 nucleotides. RefSeq names its product N-terminal kinase-like protein (gene yata). Gene Ontology annotation, biological process: protein phosphorylation. The record is from RefSeq and is a predicted model, not a curated record. Bases 93 to 2516 code for a protein of 807 amino acids. The transcript has 11 exons. Lineage: Eukaryota; Metazoa; Arthropoda; Insecta; Coleoptera; Lampyridae. Gene Ontology annotation, molecular function: ATP binding; protein kinase activity.
AAACGUCAAAAGUGUAUGCGAUGGCAAUUAGGUUAGGUUUUUAAAUAUUAUUUGUUUGGUGUUAAUUAACACGUAGUGUUCACGAAAAAAAUAUGUGGUCGUUUUUCUCGCGAGAUCCGUCAAAAGACUUUAAUUAUGAAAUUGUGGAACAAGUGGCGGGCUUGCAAGAAAAAAGUGUAUGGACGCUGCACAAGGGAAAGAAAAAGGGUACCAGUGAAGAUGUGUCUGUGUUUAUGUACGACAUUAAAAGUGGAUCUGAAACCCAGUUAGACAUAGCGAAGGCCGCCGUAAAACGUUUAAAGACCCUAAGGCAUCCCAGUGUACUUACAUAUUUGGAUAGCUUAGAAUCGGAUAAAGUAUUAUAUUUAGCAUCGGAGAGCGUGGAACCAUUAGCGUAUCAUUUAGAAUCAUUGACCAUGGAAGGAGCGCAAAAGGACCUAUAUAUCGCUUGGGGCAUCUUUCAAAUUACUCGUGCACUUUCGUUUUUAAAUAAUGACGGAAAUUUAAAGCAUAAUAACGUAAAUAUAUGGUCAAUAUAUGUGAAUACUGCUGGGGAGUGGAAAUUGGGUGGUGUGGAAUACGUUGCUGGUGCUCAGGAGAAUUUAUCUAACGUUAUUAAAAUCACACCAUCUUUAGAAAUAUACGAUCCACCGGAAAAAAAUGAUCCGACGAAGCAGAGGCAAAUCACUAAAUGUUCAACGGACAUGUGGGGUCUGGGAUGUUUAAUUUGGGAAGUUUUCAAUGGACCUCUAUACCAACAGUCAUCUUUAAAAAGUUUAGAUAAGAUACCGAAACAACUGUGCCCGCUUUAUUGCGAGUUGGUAGGAGCGAAUCCGGGAUCGCGACCUAAUCCCGCAGACAUAAUUACGCGGUGUCGCAAAUUAGGUGGCUAUUUCAAAAAUGAUCUGGUAGACACGCUACUAUUUUUGGAGGAAAUUCAAAUAAAGGAUAAGAACGAGAAGAAUAGGUUUUUUUCAAAUCUCACUCCGCAUUUAGAUAAUUUUCCUGAUAAUGUUUGUAAGCAUAAGAUUCUUCCACAACUUAUCACCGCCUUUGAGUACGGCGAUGCAGGGUCAGCCGUUUUGGCACCAAUGUUUAAGCUCGGAAGACUGUUGGAUGAAAUUGAUUAUCAAAAGAAAAUUGUGCCAUGUGUAGUUAAAUUAUUUGCCAGUAGUGAUAGAGCAACUCGUUCACGAUUAUUAAUGCAAUUAGAACAUUUUAUAAGCCAUCUUCAGUCGGGUACUGUAAAUGAUCAAAUUUUCCCACAAAUUGCCCAUGGAUUUAUGGAUACCAAUCCAACCAUUCGAGAACAGACUGUUAAAUCUGUGAUACAUCUAGCACCUAAGUUGAAUUACAACAAUCUCAAUGUGGAGGUAUUACGACAUUUUGCCAGAUUACAAGCUAAAGAUGAUCAAGGGGGGAUACGGACGAAUACCACAGUUUGCUUAGGAAAAAUCGCGCAACACUUACACCCUCAAAUUCGUCAAAAAGUUCUUAUAUCUGCAUUUAUAAGAGCUAUGCGAGAUCCUUUCCCUCCUGCUAGAAAUGCUGGCAUUUUGGCUUUAGCAGCUACACAGCAAUAUUACUUGCUAACGGAAGUAUCAACAAGAAUUUUACCUGCAUUAUGUCAAUUAACUAUGGACACCGAAAAAACUGUACGUGAUUCUGUAUUUCGCACAAUUAAGGGAUUUUUAGGAAAAUUAGAAAAAGUAUCCGAAGAUCCGAGCUUACGAGAGAGCAUGGAAGCUGACGUCAACACGGCAACUCCGAGCUUAAGUAAUGCAGCUGCAACUUGGGCGGGUUGGGCUGUCACUGCGGUAACAGCCAAGUUCUAUCGCAGUCAAUCUGACACUGUUAAGUCAAUGAAUCCGAUAACUAGUCGAAUGCUGAGUAAACCCGCGUCCUUAGAGCAACCGUCGAGCAGCAGUUUAUCCACAACUACGUCUAGCGUUACCUCUAUGACCUCCUUGGAACACGAAGAUGGGAGUCGAGGGAAUGAUUCAGUUUCAGAUUAUGACUAUGAUAAUUGGGGUGAUGACAAUUGGGGAGAUAUGGAGACUGGUGGACAAAUGGGCAGCAGUAGCGGAAGUGGAGGUGGUGGCGCUACAAGCGACCCGAUCAGUCCACCUUCAGGAUCAGCUCCAGUGAGAACAACUGACGGGUGGGACAAUGAAGAAUGGGGUAGCUUAGAAGAAGAGCCGGAGGGCGAAACGGAAUUAACAUCACCCUCUGAACCGUGGAGUCCUCCCAGUGAAUACAUUCCCACGGAUGAUACCAAACAUCAAACUGCUUCUUACAACUGGGGAGAUAGUAAUAGAAAACCGCAGAAUACGUGGGAAGAUACCGAAUUUGAACCCCUGGAAGAUAACCAAACAAGUUCCAGUGCAAAAUUUGAAGAGGCACGAAAAAAGAGAGAGGAAAGAAAGCUAAUGAGACAGAAGGAGAUGGAAGCGAGGCGAGCUAGCAAACCUACAGGUGCGACGGGACCUAUGAAGUUAGGUUCUAGGAAAAUGUGAAAUUUUGUGAUUUAAAAUUUAUAUGUAAUACAAAUCUAAAUGGAUUACGUUCAUAUAGUGAAAUAAUAGAGACCUUCGAUUUGAA